CCAGGCAAAGUCGGGUGCUGCUAGCGGGAAAUUGUACAUGGCAUGGGAGAAUCAUCUCAAUGCUGAUUGUGCUGUAGUCUCUUGCACCGAAGGGAGAAAGAAAGAGAGAGCGUGGGGGCAUGUGUAAACACAUGGAGCACGAAAGUUUGAAGGUCGCUGUAAAUGCCUAUUAUGCUAUUGGAUUUAAAUUUGAUAAUUCUUUUUAUUUAAAUCUAGUUGGUUAACAAACAUCGAACAUUUUGUUAACGCCGGCAUUUUCCGGUUAAGGAGAUUUUACGAGGAAAGAUAGUGCUCGUAUUUCAGACACCGCCUUAACCGGACCGCCGCUAUCGAAUUUCCUAAAUCAGAAUCACGAAAAGAGUCAAACAAAAAACGUGUCCUCCAGCCCUUGAAAUAACCAGAUUACCCCCACCGUCCAGAUAACCGUUUCUAAACUCUAAUCAAACCCCCUCCCUUCCCCGAUUAUCAGUUACUAUGCUCCCCUCAAAGGCUCGCCGUAAAGUAGCUCCGGCGAACGGAGACGCUGACAACUCCGCCGACAAACAAGACCAGCUCCUCCUAUCCUCCGCCGUAUGCAAUGGCGAGGACCUCGGACCUUUCGUCCGCAAAGCCUUCGCAUCUGGCAAGCCGGAGACACUCCUUCACAAUCUCCGCCACUUCGCUCGCUCCAAAGAAUCUGAAAUCGAAGAAGUCUGCAAAGCUCACUAUCAAGACUUCAUCUUGGCCGUUGAUGACCUCCGAUCUCUCCUCUCCGACGUCGAUUCACUCAAAUCUGCACUCUCCGAUUCCAACUCCAAGCUCCAGUCCGUCGCUAGGCCCCUCUUAACCUCCCUUGAUUCCUACCUCGAAGCUCAAACUGGAUCGAAUAAUGUGAACUUAGCUCUCAGUUUGAUUUUCUCUUGUAUCAAGCUACUAGAGCUUUGUUCUAGAUGUAAUUUCCAUUUAUCUGGCGGUAAUUUUUACAUGGCGUUGAAGUGUGUGGAUUCGAUUGAGACUGAUUUCUUAGAUAAAACGCCGUCGUCUACUUUGAAGAGAAUGCUAGAGAAGAAGAUCCCGGAGAUUAGAUCGCAUAUAGAGAGGAAGGUUAGUAAAGAGUUUGGUGAUUGGUUAGUGGAUAUUCGUGUCGCCUGUCGGAAUUUGGGGCAAUUGGCUAUUGGUCAAGCCUCGGCGGCGAGGCAGAGAGAAGAGGAUUUGAGGAUUAAGCAGAGGCAAGCUGAAGAACAGAGUAGACUUAGUUUGAGAGAUUGUGUUUAUGCUUUGCAAGAGGAGGAGGAGGACGAUGGGCUUAGUGGUGUGAUCGGUGAUGAUGGUAAUAGUAAUGGUGGCGGUAAUGGGUUGUUGGGGUUCGAUUUGACUCCACUUUAUAGGGCUUAUCAUAUACAUCAGACGUUAGGACUUGAAGAUCGGUUUAAGCAGUAUUAUUUUGAGAAUAGGAAGCUUCAAUUGACUUCGGAUUUUCAGGUAUCUUCGAUGACUCCAUUUCUUGAAUCACAUCAGACUUUUUUCGCACAAAUUGCCGGGUUUUUUAUUGUGGAAGAUCAGAUUUUGAGGACUGGAGGGCGUUUGAUUUCGAGAAUGGAAGUUGAGAAUUUGUGGGAAACCGCUGUUAGUAAGAUGUGUUCAGUAUUAGAGGAUCAGUUUUCUAGAAUGCAAACUGCGAAUCAUCUUUUAUUGAUUAAGGAUUAUGUGAGUUUGCUUGGAGUAACUUUGCGUAGAUAUGGGUACCCUGUUGAUUCUUUGUUAGAUGUUUUGAGCAAGCACAGGGAUAAAUACCAUGAGCUAUUGUUGUCUGAUUGUCGUAGGCAGAUUGCUGAAGCGCUUUCUGCAGAUAAGUUUGAGCAGAUGUUGAUGAAGAAAGAGUAUGAAUAUUCUAUGAAUGUGCUUUCAUUUCAAUUACAGACAUCAGACAUUGUACCGGCGUUUCCUUACGUUGCACCUUUUUCAUCCACCGUGCCUGAUUGUUGCCGAAUUGUGCGGUCCUUUAUUGAAGAUUCUGUGAGUUUUAUGUCGUAUGGUGGGCAGCUUGAAUUCUUUGAUGUUAUAAAGAAAUAUUUGGACCGGCUUUUGAGCGAGGUUUUGGAUGAAGCUUUAUUGAAGCUUAUUAACACAUCAGUUCACGGGGUAUCCCAGGCUAUGCAGGUUGCAGCAAACAUGGCCGUGUUAGAACGUGCUUGUGAUUUCUUCUUCCGUCAUUCUGCGCAGCUUUCAGGCAUUCCCUUGAGAAUGGCAGAGAGGGGUAGGCGACGGUUUCCUCUCAACAAUGCUCGUGAUGCAGCUGAAGAGAUGCUAUCCGGGCUGCUGAAACAGAAGGUUGAUGGUUUUAUGAUGUUGAUAGAGAAUGUGAACUGGAUGGCUGAUGAGCCCACGCAGGGCGGCAAUGAAUACGUGAAUGAAGUCAUGAUAUAUUUGGAAACUUUGGUUUCUACUGCUCAACAGAUAUUGCCAACUCCUGUUCUGAAAAGGGUUUUGCAAGAGGUUCUUUCUCACAUUUCAGAGAUGGUUGUUGGGGCUUUACUUGGGGACUCAGUUAAGAGGUUUAAUGUUAAUGCUAUCAUGGGGAUUGACGUGGAUAUUCGAUUGUUGGAGUCUUUUGCUGAUAACCAAGCUUCAUUGUUCUCUGAAGGGGAUGCAAAUCAGUUGAAAACAGCACUUGCUGAGGCAAGGCAACUGGUUAAUUUGCUUUUGAGCAAUCAUCCUGAGAAUUUUCUGAAUCCUGUGAUCAGGGAGAGGAGUUAUAAUAUGUUGGACCAUAGGAAAGUAAUGACAAUAUCAGAGAAGUUGAGGGAUCCUUCAGAUCGGCUAUUUGGAACAUUUGGGAGCAGGGGAGCCAGGCAGAAUCCAAAAAAGAAGUCUCUGGAUGCUUUGAUAAAAAAACUCAGGGACGUUAGUUGAUUUCACACGUUGUUGCAUGUAUGGUCCUUCUUUCUUUUUACUGUCUUUUGAUCAUUGCUACAUUUAUUUGCUUCCAAUGUUUUUCUUCUCAUUGUUUUAGUAGUUGUGAAAAUUAUAUUAUGUGCUUAUAGUUCUCUUAGAUAUGCAUCAGAUUGUUUGAUUGAA
This is a messenger RNA of Populus trichocarpa (black cottonwood), 3057 nucleotides long. Its product is annotated as exocyst complex component SEC15B. The record is from RefSeq and is a predicted model, not a curated record. Gene Ontology annotation, cellular component: membrane; exocyst. The coding region runs from base 475 to 2892 and encodes 805 amino acids. Gene Ontology annotation, biological process: exocytosis; intracellular protein transport; Golgi to plasma membrane transport. The transcript has a single exon. Lineage: Eukaryota; Viridiplantae; Streptophyta; Magnoliopsida; Malpighiales; Salicaceae.